CUGCAGAUCAUACCUGUGAAGUGAAUGGCUGUGGAAAAUGACUCCUCUGUGACUGACUUUAUCCUUAUGGGAUUAACAGACCAACCUGAACUCCAACUACCUCUGUUUUUUCUGUUUUUGGUGAACUAUGUGGUCACUGUGGUGGGCAAUUUGAGCUUAAUUAAUUUAAUUUGCCUGAAUUCACACCUUCACACCCCCAUGUACUUUUUCCUCUUCAAUCUGUCCCUGAUUGAUCUCUGUUAUUCAUUUGUCUCUACCCCAAAAAUGCUGAUGAGCUUUAUUUCGGACAAGAACAUCAUCUCCUUAAUGGGAUGCAUGACUCAGUUAUUUUUCUUCUGCUUUUUUGUCAACUCUGAGUGCUAUGUGUUGACAGCCAUGGCCUAUGAUCGCUAUGUGGCCAUCUGUAAACCUCUGCUAUACACCAUUACCAUGUCCCCUCAAGUCUGUUCUCUGCUGAUGUCUGGUUCAUAUGUGAUGGGUUUUGCUGGUGCCAUGGUCCACACAGGGUGCAUGAUCAGGCUGAUCUUUUGUGACUCCAGUGCCAUUGACCAUUACAUGUGUGACAUUUUUCCCCUCCUCCAGCUCUCCUGCAGCAGUACCUAUGCCAGUGAGCUGGUUAUCUCUGUUAUUGUGGGCUCAGUUGUCAUUGCAUCUAGCCUCAUUAUCUUUAUUUCUUAUUUUUUGAUUCUUUUCAAUAUCCUUCACAUCUCAUCAGCUCAGGGUUGGCCCAAAGCCUUCAGCACCUGUGGCUCCCACAUAGUAACUGUUGGCCUGUUCUAUGGAUUUGGGUUGCUCACUCAUGUCAAGCCAUCAUCUUCUGGGUCUGUGAGCCAAGGGAAAUUUUUUUCAGUGUUUUACACCAAUGUGGUACCCAUGCUCAACCCUUUCAUUUAUAGCCUCAGGAAUAAAGAUAUCAAACUUGCUCUGAAGAAAACCCUGAAGAGAAUUACAAACUGA
Molecule: messenger RNA, 957 nt
Organism: Prionailurus viverrinus (fishing cat)
Lineage: Eukaryota; Metazoa; Chordata; Mammalia; Carnivora; Felidae
Product: olfactory receptor 143-like
Exons: 1
Coding region: 25-957 (310 amino acids)
Biological process (GO): sensory perception of smell; G protein-coupled receptor signaling pathway
Cellular component (GO): membrane
Molecular function (GO): odorant binding; olfactory receptor activity; G protein-coupled receptor activity
Source: RefSeq, a predicted model, not a curated record